Volvox carteri f. nagariensis is the source of this 3188-nucleotide messenger RNA. RefSeq lists its product as uncharacterized. Lineage: Eukaryota; Viridiplantae; Chlorophyta; Chlorophyceae; Chlamydomonadales; Volvocaceae. Gene Ontology annotation, molecular function: pyridoxal phosphate binding; cystathionine gamma-synthase activity. The coding region runs from base 56 to 1477 and encodes 473 amino acids. Gene Ontology annotation, cellular component: chloroplast. The record is from RefSeq and is a predicted model, not a curated record. Gene Ontology annotation, biological process: transsulfuration. The transcript has a single exon.
AUUUACGAAGUCGUGCCGUGUGCCUAAGACCGUUGAAUACUUGCCGACAUAGGAAAUGUUCGGCGCAAGGGGCCUCUGCCACGUCUCGGCAGCAGAUAUGCCUGCAACGGUAUCCAUGCGGGCUCCAAUUCCAGCGUCCUUAAGGCCAGCCGCGCGCAGUGGACUGCAUUUGCGGCAAGCAGCGUUCCACCGGCGGCGGCCUUCCAGCAUCGGCGUGAUUUGCGGGGCGGCAGCAAAGGAUUUGGAGGCUACAUCAGCUAGCAGCAACGGAACUUCCCUGCAGCAUGAAGUCAAGCCUUCAAAGUUGUCCACUGCAGCAGUUCAUGGCGGCGAGCGCGCCGGACGACCUCGGGUAGCAGAUGCGCUCACCACUCCGAUUGUGCAAACUUCAACGUACCACUUCCGAAACACGGCAGAGCUGAUUGAAUACAACGAGGGUCGCUUCGAUUCGUUCGAGUAUGGUCGGUAUGGCAACCCGACUACUCAGGCGUGCGAAGCAAAGAUCAAAGCCCUGGAGGGUGCGGAGGACUGUUUGGUGUCCGCUUCGGGCAUGAAUGCGGUUACAAGCAUGUUGCUGUCGCUCGUUCCGUCGGGUGGGCAUAUCGUGACGACGUCUGAUUGUUAUUGGCGCACCCGGCAGUUCAUGCAAAACUUCCUACCGAAGAUGAACGUUGGUGUCAGCGUCAUCAAGCCCAACGAUCUCGCUGCUCUUCAACAGGCUUUGGAUCAGCAUAACGUGACCUUGUUCUUCUCGGAGUCGCCGACGAAUCCCUACCUGCGCUGCGUAGACAUCCCGGCUAUCGCGCGACUCUGCCAUGCCAAAGGCGCGGCGGUCUGCAUCGACAGCACCUUCGCGACCCCCAUUAACCAGCAGGCGCUCGCUUUAGGCGCGGAUUUGGUCCUGCACUCAGCUACAAAGUACCUUGCUGGCCAUAACGAUGUUCUGGCGGGUGCGCUGUGCGGCAAGCCCGAACUCGUUGGCAAGGUGCGGGAAUUCCACCACAUUAUGGGAGGUGUUGUUGAUCCUCACGCGGCCUACCUGCUGCUUCGCGGCCUCAAGACGUUGGACCUGCGCGUCGAGCGCCAUAACAGGUCCGCAAUGGAGAUCGCGCGGCGACUGGAGCAACACCCUAAAAUUGACCGCGUGUGGUACCCGGGGCUUGAGAGUCACCCCGACCACGCGAUUGCGAAGCGCCAGAUGAGCGGUUUUGGUGGCGUGGUCAGCUUCGAGGUGCGCGGUGGCCUGCAAGAGUGCAUCAGCUUCAUCGAUAAUGUCAAGCUGCCGUACAUUGCACCGUCGCUCGGUGGCGUGGAGAGCUUGAUAGAGAUGCCCGCCGUCCAGUCAUACUGGGGUUUCGGGCCGGAACGUCGUGCACAGAUUGGCAUUAAGGAGAACCUAGUGCGGUUCAGCAUCGGCAUUGAGGACGUGGAUGACAUUUGGGCUGACUUGGUGCAGGCGCUUGAGUACGUGCCAUGAGCCAGCAGCGCGGCAUGAAGCAGCGGCAGCAGGGAGCAGCAGCGCAGCGGCUUGUUUACAUUUGUUAGGAGGACGCCUUCAACACACCUAUAUAUCCGCAAUUGGGGACCUUGGAUUAGGUUUUACCUCGGGUCAUUAGGGACGAGCAGGUGGACGUUAGACAUUGCACAGCCAGGAGCCAGGCACUGCCUUGAGGCGCGCCAGGCAGGUCAGGCAACAGCGCGGUGUUGGGCCAUACGCUUGAUGUGGGUCGGGCAGUUGUUCGUGCAGCGUAGGCGCCUGGGGUUGUGCAGCUACACUUGUUUGCAGCGGUGGGGCGGGGUUACCUAGUUGUCGCGGUAAUCUGUGGACGAUGUGGGCAUGGGGUACAGGGUGCAGGCAGCUGCUGACACUGCUGGCUUUGAUCCUAACAUGUUUUGCCUGGGGUAAGGGCGGAUCAACGCGCUUCGAUGACCUAGUUGCGAAUCGUGGUCCUCUGCUUAUUUGCGUCAUCAAAGAUAACACAGCUCAUGAUAAUAUACUGUAUGGGCAGCUAGCCCUGAGCAUUGGUGCCCCUGAUGUGGGCACGGUUUCAGGUGAAGAGAGUGCGAGAUCUUAGUGAGAGUUUUAACCACCCCCGGUCGGCUCGUGCCUGCCACAGUACAACCUAUGCGAUUGUAUGCAGUUCGUCAUUGCUUUAAGGUAAUCUACAGGUUGCCGCGGUCACGGCUACGGACGCAUACAUAUCCCGCAAGCUUGAUUUCUGUAGUGAGGGCCGGCCGAUACCGUAGUUGUCUUGAUCUGGGUUACUUCGGAUUGUUGGGGCAACAGCAAUCCCAUUGCUAGGCGUCAUGCGACCAGUCCCACAGCGUUUGACAUAUUUGACGUGGAAUUGCGCCGUGCCGGCCGGAGGGUGACCGGCGCUGGCAUGAUUUCGUUCAGCAAGUCUUGAUCGCUGUUGUCAGGUCAGGGCGUGGUGCGGGUCGUUGGUUAUGCUUGCGCGUACGGUCAAUGGAGGGAGAGUUAUGUUGGUAGGGCAGUUAGCCGUCAACCGCAGGGCUGCUGGUACGCAUGCUCUGGUCAGUGGACUGCUGACAAACUAACUGACGUAGCAAGGAAAAACUGCAAUUAUCUUUGGCAGUAGGAUAGAAAUGGACAAUUAACCCCAGCGACUACGUGUAGGUUAAAACAAUGGAAGUCGCCAAAACGAGGCAAAUCUGUGUACCAAAAUACCAGUGCUAAACAGCCGAUGUACGCUAUGCACAUGCGACUGGGGCGAAUUUGGUUGUUCUGGGUGGUAUUUGGGUUCGGAGUCGAAGAGUCUUCCUGUGUGUUUCCUAGAUCUGAUCUAAAAUCCAGGACUGUCAGUCCGUGCACAGGGAGCCGGCUCUCCAACUCAAUGCGGCUGAUAUCGCUUGGGUUUCUCAGUGUCCUGAGUGCACAAGGAAAUUAGAGCACGAGAUUUUAUGUAGAAAGACAUUUUUGUUAAGCCUCCGAAGCGAACGUGCAAUGUCUGAUCCGCCGAUUUUAUGUCAAUUAUCUAACCGUACGUAGCCAUGGGCUCAAAACGUUUUUAACAAUAGAUUCCUGUAUGAUAUGGCCAGUAUCUGAGUUUAAUUAAAACACAUAUCACAUCUACAUUGUAUUCUUGCGGUUCUCGCCAACUUUUGACCAAUAAUGUUACAAUACAUGAAAGACACGCAAAUAUAUACACGCUUAUGAUUGUGCGCAC